Molecule: messenger RNA, 2964 nt
Organism: Pogonomyrmex barbatus (red harvester ant)
Lineage: Eukaryota; Metazoa; Arthropoda; Insecta; Hymenoptera; Formicidae
Biological process (GO): cellular response to tumor necrosis factor
Cellular component (GO): cytosol
Molecular function (GO): NF-kappaB binding
Source: RefSeq, a predicted model, not a curated record
UGAGCAAGAAAGAUAAAAUGAUUCGUCCGAUGUCGAACCUGCCUGAACCUAGAUCUGUAUAUACAUCAAGGGGAUUGCCCAGGGAUGUCCCUUUUCGCUACGGUGAUUCCUAUAUUUUUUAGCACGAACGCGCGUAACUGAUCUUAGCAAGUCGUUUCUGUGAUCGAGUUCAAGUUUUAUAUAUACUGCACGUGGCAAUUUUUCUACACAUACAUACACGAUAAUUUCUUACAUAACGGGGGAUUCCUCAUUUUCUAAGUAUCAUUUAUUUGACACAGGUUAUAUCCCCGACAUUUGAGAGGGACUUCACCGUGAGAUCGAAAAAGAGUGGCGGGAAGUAACGGAAUUAAUUUUAUGUCAACGUUUCGGAUUUUGCGUUUGUAAAUGGACAAUUUAGUGGGACCCACGUCAACGAAGAAGAGAUGCAGCUCGCAAAAAGAGAAAAUUCAGUUAAACGAGUGCAAACGAGUAUUCCAGCUGCGGCAGCAAUUCCCCAGUACGGUGAAGGAGGCUUUGAAGGAGGGUAUAAACAUCGUCGAGCCAGUCGCAUUAACUGUAACGACUCCAGACGUCGUGACGGUUCUAUCGAAUUCGGAAAAUCGAUUGCAGAAGCUAAGAAUUCUAUCUCCAGAUGGGAGAGACCUAGGAGAAUUCAGUGUGACACUGCGAUCACCUAAUUUGUUAAAAGGCAACACAGUCACAAUUACUGAACCUAAUCUCCAUUUUGCUAAGAAACCUGUAAUACUUCCUUCAAUCUCGCAUACAAAAGCAUUUCCACGGAUACUCAGACAAGGUACUACAAAAGUGCCAAAGACUAAAAUAGAAGAUACAUCUGGUAUUAAGGAUAUUUCUUGGACAGAUAGUAACAGCAUAUUGCAUCAGCGACAAUCUUUGUUGAGUAACAGAAUGCUUACAAAUAGUGAUGCUACCAAAGGUAAGAUGGAAGAACAAACAUAUAGUAAUAUUAAUAGUGUACUUCCCGUAAAUAAAAUAUGUUCUGACCAUUCUAUGCAUCAAACUAGUGAUAGCGAUAAUAAACAUAGGGUACAUAAUGGGAUAGACAGUAUAGAUGCUGAUUGUAUGCAAAUUCAAGAAGUUAAUACUGAGAAUGAUGCAACUUCCGUAGUUGUAAAAACACCACUUAAAAAAAUUGUUAAAUCACCAUCUCCUACAAAACUUGCAAUAAAGUUUAGUGAUAUAAAAAAUAUGCAAAUGCUUAGUAAGAAUCGAAAUAAGGGAAAAAUUAUCGCUACUAUAAAAAAGACGGAAAAUGGGAGAAUUAUUACAUCUUUAAAAAGAGUAGCAGCAGACUUUGUACAGAUGCAUGAGAAAAUUAAUAAGAAUUUAGAUCAAAAUAGCUUAGGUAACAAUGAUAGAAAAAACCUUGAUACUAGAAGAAUCUUGGAUGAUAAUAAUUCACUUCAAAAUAAAUUCAAUAUAAUUUCUACAAAUAAUCAAGUGAAAGAAGUAAAAACACAGAAUAUUAUGACAAUUAUACCUAAUAAUGAAGUUGUUUCAUUUAAUCAGAAUGCAGUUUUGCGGGAACAUAAUACUUCAGUGAAGUCGAGUACUGAAAAUAAAACUAAUGUAAAUCAUAUUGCGGUUACGCCAUGCGAAGAUUCGAAGACAGGAUCUCAAAACAACUGUCCAGUUAUUAUCAAUGAUCAUGCACAACACAUUCCAGAUUUGCAAGUUCCAUGCACUGAUGUAACUGGGCAAUCGAAUGAACAGAUUAACUGCCUUAAGGAUUUACCUCAGAAAAACCUAUUAAAUCGAUUGGAUAUUAUCAAGAAAGCAAUGGACAGUGUGAAAGACAGUGAGCUGCGUGAAAUGGCUCUGAAGGCUUUAGCAGAUUGCAACAUUGGAAUUGAGAGACAUGUUCCAAUAUGUCCACCAGAGAAACACAAGUCUGUACAUGACACACAAGUGCAGACCAUGGUAUUUGGCUUGCUCGAGCCAAAAACUUUUAUAUUAAUAGACAAGGACAUUGAUGACAUUAACAGAUUAAAUCAGAUAAUUCUUCAUGAUUUGCCUAAUAAUUCGAAUCUACCAUUAGCAGAUAAUUCACAUUCGAAUAACUUGAUAUCUAAAAUACAAACUAAUACAAUCGAGCAAGAAAGCCCUUUUGACUUGGACAGUUUCAUGGACAGUUUCUGGAAAGAGAAUUCAGAUGCUUUUAAAAUGAAGGAAACUCUGUCAGUGACAAGAAUAAGAUGUAACAAUAUUCUGGAACAUUUAGAGAAAGAUUUUGAACAUGCUAAACGGUACGAUCAGAAUGGCAUGUUAAAUAUUCAUAAUGCCAUCAUAAGUAAUAAUGUUCAUCUUGUUCGGAGGCAUCUAAUGAUACUUCAGCACUGUAAAGAAAGCGUUGAUGUAUUGACCGAAAGUGGAGCGACAAGUUUGGAACUGGCAAUCUCGUACGACGUAUGCAGCGAGAUAGUGAACCUCUUGCUUGAGGCUGGAGCACAACCGGUAAUACUGAAAUCCAUACACGAGUCAGCGUUAAUUAUAGCUAGCAAACACUCAUCACCGUACUUAUUGACACUUAUUAGCCGGAUUACGGAUUCGAAGUUGCUCGAUCAAAUUGAUUUGGAGGGUCUCGCAGCGAUACACUAUUGCAGUAUGCGUGGUAAUUUACAAGGAGUCAAGGCACUUUUAUCAGCAGGUGCGACUAUAGAUUUGAAAGAUAUGAAAUCGGGACGCACAGCUUUGUUUCAUGCGAUAGACAAUGGACACAUGUCACUGAUGCAAGUAUUGUUAAAAGCCGGCGCUGUCACAAAUCUUACGAACUAUGCGGGACAAACACCUUUGUCCAUAAUGAGCGAUAAAUCUAUUUGUCAAAGUAUUGAAAAAAGAUAAAACGUAAUAGAUCUUUUAUACAAUUUUUAUAAAAUGACAUGUCUUUAAAAAGAUGUAUAAGAAAGUACUCAGUAUAUCAAGAUAAAAAGCUUUUGAAUAAUAUGA